AUGACGGAAUCUGUAUCUGUCGAACAGCAACUUGCUGUACAGUCCAUAAGAAGAUUUCUGAAGUCAAAAACAUCUUACGAUGUUCUGCCAGUAUCAUACCGAUUGAUCGUAAUGGACACAUCUCUACUGGUGAAAAAGUCUCUAAACAUUUUGCUGCAAAAUAAUAUCGUUUCUGCGCCGCUAUGGGACUCACAUACGUCGAAAUUUGCCGGUCUGCUGACGUCGUCGGACUUCAUCAAUGUCAUCCAAUAUUAUUUUUCCAACCCUGACAAGUUCGAGCUUGUGGAUAAGCUGCAACUGGACGGACUCAAGGAUAUAGAGCGUGUCAUUGGCGUCAGACCGCUCGACACGGGCUCCAUUCACCCAUUCAAACCGCUGUAUGAUGCAUGUUGCAAGAUGAUUGAAUCGCGCAGUCGUAGAAUCCCGCUUAUUGAUCAGGAUGAGGAAACGCAUCGCGAGAUUGUGGUGAGUGUACUGACCCAGUACCGAAUUCUCAAGUUUGUGGCCCUCAACUGCCGCGAAACACGUCAUUUGAGAAGGCCUAUUGGAGAACUGGACAUUGUAACCGGCGGUGAGCUCUUGAGCUGCAACAUGCAUACGCCCGUCAUCGACGUCAUACAACUGUUGACGCAAGGCGGUGUAUCGAGCGUCCCGAUUCUGGACAACCAGCGUCGGCUGGUGAACGUGUACGAAGCAGUAGACGUACUGGGGCUGAUCAAGGGCGGGAUGUACAACGAUUUAUCGCUCAGCGUGGGCGAAGCGCUUAUGAGACGCUCCGACGACUUCGAGGGCGUGUAUACGUGCACGAAGCACGAUAAGCUCUUUACCAUUAUGGACACGAUCCGGAAAUCCCGGGUGCAUCGCUUCUUCGUUGUUGACGACGAGGGUCUUUUAACGGGCGUUUUGACACUGAGCGAUAUUCUCAAGUACAUUCUGUUCGAGGAGAAUUGA
Messenger RNA from Lachancea lanzarotensis, 951 nucleotides. It is a transcript of the gene SNF4, whose product is annotated as LALA0S13e03664g1_1. Bases 1 to 951 code for a protein of 316 amino acids. The record is from RefSeq and is a predicted model, not a curated record. NCBI's taxonomy places the organism in Eukaryota, Fungi, Ascomycota, Saccharomycetes, Saccharomycetales, Saccharomycetaceae. The transcript has a single exon.